Trematomus bernacchii (emerald rockcod) is the source of this 1718-nucleotide messenger RNA. RefSeq names its product protein FAM102A-like. The transcript is spliced from 12 exons. NCBI's taxonomy places the organism in Eukaryota, Metazoa, Chordata, Actinopteri, Perciformes, Nototheniidae. The record is from RefSeq and is a predicted model, not a curated record. The coding region runs from base 263 to 1411 and encodes 382 amino acids.
CAAAGUUCCUCCUCUCGGUCCCGAAAGAAAACGGAUGAGAAACCUCUUUUUGUGUCAUUGUAUGUUGUUGUGCGGCUACUAAAGCAACCGAAAUGUCUCCCGAUUUCUGCGCCGAAUCAUCUCUGAAGAAGAGAAGCUCGCAUGAAAACACAGAAUAAAAUCACUAAAAGUAGUUCUCAUCAGGGAAAUUUCAUUUAGCGUUAGCUUUGACUAUUUUCUGGUGGCUGUAGCUGUGUUUUAUGCGAGUGAAGACACUGAAACAAUGGCGUUCUUCGUGAAAAAGAAGAAAUUCAAGUUCCAGACCCAACUGACGCUGGAGGAGCUGACCGCUGUGCCUUUUGUCAACGGAGUUUUGUUCUGCAAGAUGAGGCUGCUGGAUGGAGACUUUGUCGCUACUUCUUCCAGACAGGAGGUUCGAGAGAACUGUGUUCGCUGGAGGAAGAGGUUCACCUUUGUGUCCAAAAUGAGCGCAAACCCCCACACCGGAGUCCUGGAUCCCUCUGUCUGCAGGUUGUCAGUCAGGAAGGAACUCAAAGGAGGAAAAGCAUAUACGAAGCUGGGCUUCACAGACCUCAACAUGGCGGAGUUUGCGGGUUCUGGCUCCACUGUGCGCUGCUGUCUGCUGGAAGGAUACGACACCAAGAACACACGGCAGGACAACUCUAUACUGAAGGUGAUAAUUGGGAUGACCCUCCUGUCUGGAGAUCCGUGUUUUAAGACGCCUCCCUGCGCAGCCAAAUCCAUCUCCAUCCCGGGACAAGAGCACACCCUGCAGCUGGACUGUAAGGGGGAGGGAACGGCCGAGCCCGGGCCUGCUGGGGGGGUCUCUCUGGGCCGAGCUUCCAAGCCUCGACCCUCCAUCAUCAGCUCAGGUCUCCUUGAUGAAUCAGAAGCCAGCCACUCCGGCCCUGCAGAAGGUUUUCUCUCUGGUCACUCUCGUAACUCCAGCUAUGCCAGCCAGCACAGCAAAAUCUCAGGUUACAGCACUGAGCACUCCUGCUCCUCCAGCCUGUCGGACCUCACACACCGCAGGAACACCUCGACAGGAAGCAGCGCCUCUGGGUGCGUGGCCUCCCCUGCUGACACCCCUGCAGAGGGCGACAAGGACGCCGGACGUCCAGAGAGACCCCCUCGACCUCCGCGGCCCAUCUUACUCCCCAACAGGCCCUCCAGGAGGAAGCAGGACUCGGUGGAGAGUCACCCCUCUUGGGUAAACGACACCCGCAUGGACGCAGAUGAUAUUGUGGAGAAAAUUGUUCAAAGCCAAAACUUUGCAGAUGUCAACAACACUGAAGACAGCAACCUGCGACUGUUUGUCAGCAGAGACGGAACCACUGCGCUCAGCGGCAUCAGGCUCGGGAACAGGGUGUCUGCCGGCGGGUACGAGCCUGUGGUGAUAGAGAGCCAUUAGACCUGGAGCAGGAGCAGUGGAUCGUGUCGUCUUCUGUCUCACUGGUUUCCCCGGAGCUUCAGCCGGUCUGAUGCCGCGAGGGGGAGAAACCUCGUCAGUUUGCACUUUAUGUGAAGUUUGUCUGCACUCCGUUCAGCUGUUUCUCUGCACAAAUGUUUCUCUCGUACUGCCUUGUGGUGUGUUUACCUAACUAGAUUUUGGAUGGGAUUUAGAUCCAAAGAAGUCUGGAGAUUUAAAGAGAUAACACUUGAUGGUAAAUAUGUUUUACCUGUAAGAUGAUAACAGAUACAGACAGUAACAUCAUACA